UUCCUUCAUCCAUGGAGGAGCGAGUGAACGACGCGAAGUUUUUUCAAUUCUUAAUAAAAAUAAAAAAAUGAAUAAAAUUCAUUUUGAAAUCAAAAUUUGAAGAGAUUAAAUUUCCGUGUUUGGUGAUUAGAAAUCUGAAAUCCCACACUCCGUCUUUGCAUCGUCGAUUGCUUGGACGGUGCGGGAAAAACUUCGACUCUGCUUUCUCUAAAUUUUACAGCCAAUACACGCUCUCUAAAACAUUUAUUAUUCUAUUAUUGUUUUCAUUCUUUCAAAUUCAAAUUAGGGUUUCUUCCUCACUGUCGCUAAGUUUAGUGAUUCCUCGACCUGCAUUCGACUUCAGUUCGAUUCGUCUUCGAUCUUAGAAGUAUCAUCCAUGGCUGAUGAACCAGUUUCAACUCAAAGCUCGUCGGGUUCUGCUUCUCUUGGUCAUUCUGUGAUUCCUAUUGUCAAUAAGCUCCAGGAUAUUUUCUCCCAACUUGGGAGCUCGUCCACGAUCGAACUGCCCCAAGUCGCUGUCGUCGGGAGUCAGAGUAGCGGUAAAUCGAGUGUUCUUGAAGCUCUGGUCGGAAGGGAUUUUUUGCCUAGGGGUUCGGAUAUCUGUACUCGGAGGCCUUUGGUUUUGCAGCUGUUGCAGACGAAACGGAAGCCAGAUGGAACAGAGGAGGAGUAUGGGGAGUUCUUGCACUUGCCAAGGAAGAAAUUUUACGACUUCUCCGAAAUCCGCAGGGAAAUUCAGGCAGAGACAGAGAGGGAAGCAGGAGGAAACAAGGGUAUUUCAGACAAGCAGAUACGCCUAAAGAUCCACUCACCAAAUGUUCUUGAUAUCACCUUGGUGGAUUUGCCUGGAAUAACAAAGGUUCCAGUUGGUGACCAGCCAUCUGAUAUUGAGGCACGGAUUAGAACGAUGAUAUUGUCAUACAUUAAACAUCCUAGUUGUUUGAUUUUAGCGGUUACUCCAGCAAAUGCAGAUUUGGCUAAUUCAGAUGCACUUCAAAUAGCAGGAACUGCUGAUCCUGAUGGUUAUCGAACCAUUGGUGUAAUUACAAAGUUGGAUAUUAUGGACAGAGGUACUGAUGCUCGUAAUUUUUUGCUCGGAAAAGUGAUCCCUCUUCGACUUGGCUAUGUAGGUGUUGUGAAUCGUAGUCAAGAGGAUAUUAUGAACAACCGGAGUAUUAAGGAUGCACUUGCCUAUGAGGAAAACUUUUUCCGUAGUCGCCCUGUCUACAGUGGCCUUGCUGAUCGUUGUGGUGUUCCUCAAUUAGCAAAGAAGUUGAACCAGAUUCUGGUGCAGCAUAUAAAGGCAGUCCUCCCAGGGUUGAAAUCACGUAUAAGUUCUGCAUUGGUUUCUGUGGCAAAGGAGCAUGCCAGCUAUGGAGAAAUAACAGAAUCAAAGGCUGGUCAGGGAACUCUCCUCUUGAACAUUUUGUCCAAAUACUCUGAAGCUUUUACGUCAAUGGUGGAAGGGAAAAAUGAAGAAAUGGCAACAUCCGAACUGUCUGGUGGAGCACGAAUUCAUUAUAUCUUCCAAUCAAUCUUUGUGAAGAGCUUGGAAGAGGUGGAUCCGUGUGAUGAUUUAACUGAUGAUGACAUUCGUACAGCUAUUCAGAAUGCAACUGGUCCUAAAUCUGCUUUGUUUGUACCAGAGGUGCCAUUUGAGAAUCUUGUCCGGAGACAGAUAGCCCGCUUGUUGGAUCCAAGCCUCCAAUGUGCAAGGUUUAUCUAUGAUGAGUUAAUAAAGAUGAGCCACCGGUGUAUGGCUAGUGAACUGCAGCGGUUUCCUAUUCUUAGAAAGCGCAUGGAUGAGGUUAUUGGAAAUUUUUUGAGGGAAGGCCUUGAACCUUCAGAGACAAUGAUUGGACAUAUCAUAGAAAUGGAGAUGGACUACAUAAACACUUCUCACCCAAAUUUUGUCGGUGGAAGUAAAGCUGUAGAGAUUGCACUGCAGCAGGUCAAAUCUGCCAGGAUAUCUGUAACCAUGUCUAGAACAAAGGAUGGGGUAGAUCCUGAUAAAGUACCCGCAUCUGAAAAAAGUUUGAAAUCUAGAGCUAUUCUUGCUAGGUCAUCAGCAAAUGGAAUUGUUCCUGAUCAGGGAGCUCGACCCGUUGCAGAAAACGAGAGACCUGGAUCUUCUGGAAAUUCCACGGGUUCAAGUUGGGGAAUUUCAUCAAUUUUUGGUGGAAGUGAGAACCGUACAUCUGCAAAGGAGAUCUCAACAAACAAAUCAUAUAGUGAACCUGUUCAAAGCAUGGAACAUUCCUUCUCUACGAUCCUGUUGAGAGAGCCCCCAACGGUUUUGAGGCCCUCAGACAGCCAUACAGAGCAGGAAGCGAUUGAAAUUGCAGUGACAAAGCUGCUAUUGCGAUCAUACUAUGACAUCGUGAGGAAGAAUAUUGAGGAUUCUGUGCCUAAAGCAAUUAUUCACUUCCUGGUCAACCAUACCAAACGGGAACUGCGCAAUGUCUUUAUCAAAAAGCUUUACAGAGAAAACCUUUUUGAAGAGAUGCUGCAGGAACCUGAUGAAGUGGCCAUGAAAAGGAAGCGCACUCGUGAGACACUGAGAGUCCUGCAACAAGCUUUUAGGACCUUGGACGAAUUACCACUGGAAGCUGAAACUGUUGAGAAAGGUUAUAGUUUGGGUACUGAUCCAACUGGAUUGCCAAAGAUCCAUGGGCUGCCUUCAUCAUCAUUAUAUGGUACAAGCAAUGAUUACAGUACAUCUUACAUGGCUUCUCCGAAGAACCCAAAAUCCCGAAAAUCGUCUCACUCAGGGGAACUACAAUCUCCAUUGCAUGCAAGUGCAGAUUCCAAUGGAAGUGGACGCCAUUUCACACUCGGAUCCUAUCCAACAGUUGAUCUCUGAGGCAAUGCAAACAGUCUUCAGUCUUCACGCUGAAUUUUGGUGGUACUAUAGUCAAUAUAUUCUUUUGGUUACUUUCUCCAUGAUGGGGAGGUGAUUGUUGUCAAUAUAUCCAUCAAUCAAAGUUGGCUAAAUGCGAGUCAGUUAUUUUCUUCUAACAAGCAUAUACAAAGCCCAAAGUUUCUGCCUCUUCUGCUUCGUAUGUUACAUUUAUUUCUUGGUAGACCGUAGACUAUAAUAGACAUAGCUUGAUUUGUUAAAUGAUGCCCGUAAAAGAGUAACAGGAGAGGGUGAUUUUCUUUGUUCUACAAGAAUGCUCCAUUUUCUUCCAGAAGAGGCCCAUCCUGGUGGAUUUUGUUUGAGCCAGUGUGUGCACCCUGGGGUAAGAGACAAUAUGUCUUGCAUCAAAUGAUUUGGUUAUCAACAACUCGGUGUCAAUCCUCGCUCCCCAGCUGACUCAUGGGUGAUCAUAUUUGCAUUGACUUUGCUAACUGCCUGGAAUCUAGAGACUAUGCCAUGCCUUGAAUUUCAGCUCUGGGUUUCAUUUUUUCCCUAGCAUUCAAUUUGGUUUUGGUGAUGGUAAAAGGAUCAUGCAACUUAUACAGGAGAUGCGUUGUAAGUAGUCGGUGACUCGGUGUUGGAUAAGUGUUCUGGUUCUGGAUCCAGUUCCGCGUGGUUGUCAUUUGAUCAUUAUGGCCGAAUAGUGUUAUCAAUUUUUUUUUUAGAAAUUAAAUUCCAGUUGCCAACCCUUUUUUCCUUUUGAAUUGAAUUUGAACUUUUUAAACUGGGGGGCACUGUAUCAGGCAGCAAACGAUUCCGGAAAUCUAUUCCCCAAGUUCUCAAAUGGCUUUGCUAGUUUUAACAUAAUAUAGCAGAAAUUUUUUUU
Molecule: messenger RNA, 3746 nt
Organism: Nelumbo nucifera (sacred lotus)
Lineage: Eukaryota; Viridiplantae; Streptophyta; Magnoliopsida; Proteales; Nelumbonaceae
Gene: DRP3A
Product: dynamin-related protein 3A
Cellular component (GO): membrane; microtubule; cytoplasm
Molecular function (GO): GTP binding; GTPase activity; microtubule binding
Source: RefSeq, a predicted model, not a curated record